Molecule: messenger RNA, 759 nt
Organism: Trichoderma reesei QM6a
Lineage: Eukaryota; Fungi; Ascomycota; Sordariomycetes; Hypocreales; Hypocreaceae
Exons: 1
Coding region: 1-759 (252 amino acids)
Source: RefSeq, a predicted model, not a curated record
AUGCACAUCAUCCUCACAGGCGCCACCGGCCUCGUCGGCAGCUCCGUCCUCGACGCCAUGAUCAAAGCCAAAGACAUUACCAAAAUCUCCAUCCUCAGCCGCAAGCCGGUGCGCAUGGCCGAAGACGCCAAGGACCCCCGGAUCCACGUCAUCCUGCACCAGGACUUUGAAAAGUACGACGCCAAAGUGCUGGAGCAGCUCCAGGGCGCGAAAGCCUGCGUCUGGGCCCUGGGCAUCAGCCAGACAAAGGUCAGCGCGCAGGAGUACGUCAAGAUCACAAAGGACUACACUCUGGCGGCGGCCAAGUCAUUCUCCACGCUGACGACGACGCCCUCGGAGCCGUUUCGGUUCAUCUAUGUUUCGGGAGAAGGGGCGACGCAGAAGCCGGGACGGUUCUCGGCGAUUUUCGCAAGGGUAAAGGGCGAGACGGAGGCGGAGCUGGGAGAGAUGACGGCUGCGAAUCCGGGCGCGCUGAGGGCGGAUUCGGUGCGGCCGGCGUUUGUGGAUGCGCGGAGGCACAAGGAGAUUUUGCCGUAUAUCCCGGACCCGGGGAUGCUGUACAAGGUGGGCGUUGCGGCGCUGUCGCCGGUGGUGGGGUUGAUGAGGGGGAUGCAUUCGCCGACGGAGCACUUGGGGGAUUUCCUGGUGAGGAUGGCGAUGGGCAAGGUUGAUGGGCAGCUGGAGGGGCCGGGGGCGUUUCGGCUCGGGGGCUCGUGGGUUGUUGAGAAUGUUGGGUUUAGGAGGAUUAUGGGGUUGUGA